AUGCAGAGCUCAGACCCCGUAGGUUACUACCCGGAAGAUAUGCUCCGCGCUAUCCUGCCCCCCGAUGCACAGCAUGUGUGCGACGAGGAGCCACACAUGCUCAUGCAUGAAGACGCGCUGGGGUACAUCCCCGUCCAGCUCGGCGCAAAGCUCGCCCGCGGCGCGUAUGAAGUCGUCCGCAAGCUCGGCUGGGGCACCAACUCGAGCGUGUGGCUCGCCCGCGAAGCUGGCACUGGUUCGGACGCGACAGAAGUGUCUGGGGCCCGCCCCCGCUUUGUCGCCGUCAAGAUCCUCAACAAGUAUACAACCGAUAACGAGGGAGAGGGCAUCCCGCACGAGUCCACGGCGCACUCGCGCCUUUGGAACGCAUACCUCUCUGGAGUGGAGUCCAUACCACACCCAGGAUAUGCGCAUUGCCUCGUCAUGCCGCCCGGCAGCUCGUUCUUUGAGACGAGUGUGCACGGGAAGCAUCAAUGCUAUGUGAGCACGCCUUGCGGCACCACGAUCGGGCAGGUCUUGGAUUCUACCGGCCGGCCGUUCUCGCUUCCUGUUACGAAGCGCAUCGUGAAGCAGGCUUUGCUCGCGCUGGACUUUGUGCACACGAAGGCGAAGAUCGUGCACUGUGACGUGAAGGCAGACAACAUGUUUGUGAAAAUAACCGCAGACGAUUCCACCAUCGCGCGUUACCUGGAAGAAAACCCGUCCGAAACAUACCCCCCGCGGGUCCACUCCAGCAUCUCUGAAGGUCCGAUUGUCACCGUCAAGUCCCAGCCGCUGCCAAACUUCGGUGUCGACGCGUCUUUCGAAAACCUCGAAAUCUGCUUGGCCGACUUCGGCUCUGGUCAGUCUUUCCGCUUCGGUGCCAGUGGGGCGCCUCUGAAGCUUCAGACACAGUCUUUCCCUGCGAAGACAUCGCACCCGACACGGUAUACACCAACCCCGUACGAGACCCGCGCCCCAGAGCAGUUCCUCGGCUGCACGGGCUCGACGGCGAUCGACAUAUGGGCCAUCGGCUGCUUGGUGUUCGAGUGCCUUACCCUGAAAACGCUCUUUACGGCCAAGAACGCAGACGACCAGCUGGGGCUUGUGGAGUACCACAUCGAGUUGUUCCCUCGCGAGUUCCUCGCGCGCUCUCCGAUACAGCACAUGUAUUUCAUGCCAUCAGGGGUCCAUCGGGCUAGCUACUUCGGUAGGGUGAGGGCGGCCUCGCUUGAGCGCUCUAUAUGGGAUGCGUUGUAUUCAUACGAUCCGGCGGAUCCGUCGUCCGGGGAUUACGACGCAGCGUGGAGAGACCUUGAAGCGACGCGCGCGUUCAUGCGCAGAUGCUUGACCAUCGACCCGGCGUGCAGGCCUUCUGCCGCGCAGCUGCUCGAAGACGCCUGGUUCAACACGUGA
Molecule: messenger RNA, 1395 nt
Organism: Trametes versicolor FP-101664 SS1
Lineage: Eukaryota; Fungi; Basidiomycota; Agaricomycetes; Polyporales; Polyporaceae
Product: kinase-like protein
Exons: 5
Coding region: 1-1395 (464 amino acids)
Biological process (GO): peptidyl-serine phosphorylation; positive regulation of DNA-templated transcription; peptidyl-threonine phosphorylation
Cellular component (GO): nucleus
Molecular function (GO): protein serine/threonine kinase activity; transcription coactivator activity; ATP binding
Source: RefSeq, a predicted model, not a curated record